This is a messenger RNA of Aureobasidium pullulans EXF-150, 1008 nucleotides long. RefSeq names its product Mak16 protein. The record is from RefSeq and is a predicted model, not a curated record. Gene Ontology annotation, cellular component: nucleolus; preribosome, large subunit precursor. Lineage: Eukaryota; Fungi; Ascomycota; Dothideomycetes; Dothideales; Saccotheciaceae. Bases 1 to 1008 code for a protein of 335 amino acids. The transcript is spliced from 2 exons. Gene Ontology annotation, biological process: maturation of 5.8S rRNA; maturation of LSU-rRNA.
AUGGCCUCGGACGAAAUUGUUUGGCAGGUUAUCAACCAGCAGUUCUGUUCAUUCAAACUCAAGACAACCAAGGAGCAAAACUUCUGUCGCAACGAACACAACGUUACUGGUCUCUGCAACCGUCAAUCAUGUCCCCUCGCCAACUCUCGCUAUGCCACCAUUCGCGCCGACCCGCAAACGCAGCGUCUCUACCUCUACAUCAAGACCAUCGAACGUGCACACAUGCCCAGCAAAUGGUGGGAGAAGAUUCGUCUCAGCAGCAACUACUCCAAGGCUCUUGAGCAAGUCGAUGAUCGCCUGAAGUACUGGCCCAAAUUCCUGGUCCACAAGAACAAGCAACGUCUCACUCGUUUGACUCAAGUCAGAGUCCGCAUGCAAAAACUCGCCCGUGAGGAGGAACGUCUUGGAGAACAGCUGGUACCCAGACUCGCACCCAAGAUUCGCAGAAGGGAACAGACCCGCGAGCGCAAGGCAGAGUCAGCCGCCAAGAUUGAGCGCGCUAUUGAAAGAGAACUGGUCGAGAGAUUGAGAAGUGGCGCUUACGGCGAGCAACCUCUCAACGUUGACGAGAACAUCUGGAAGCGCGUCAUGCGCACUCUGGAGCGUGGUGGUGAGGCCACCCGCGAUGAAGACCUCGACGAGGGUAUUGAUGAGGAAGAUGAGGAAGAGUACGAAUACGAACAAGAGGAGGAAGGUCCUGACGUCGAGUACGUCAGUGACGUUGAGGAGAGCGACGACGACAUGGACGACCUGGAGGACUGGCUUGGCAGUGAACAGGAGGCUGGCUCCGAGAGCGAAGAGGAUGAAGACGAAGACGAAGACGAAGACGACGAGAGCGGAUCUGGAGAGGACGACAAAGAGCUGGCCAAAAAACUCGCAGACCUCAAGAAGCGCAAGAGACCUGCUGCCGACUCAAAAUCAAAGAAGAAGGCAGGCUCAAAGGGUCCCAAGAGGGAGAUCGAAUACGAGUACGAACGCCCUGCUCGGGAGAUGGUCAUCGCAAAAUAA